AUGUCCUCGUAUCGCGCCAUUAUCGAAUGGGAUAGCGAUAUUGCGGCGCAACAGUGCGAGCACUUUUUGGGUCGUGCGAAUGGUCGAGACGUGUUGGAUGACGAUGCGCGCCACGUUGUCCUGGCCCCUCACAACAUCUCGGACGGUGCCAAUCUCUGCACACGUGAUGUUGUCGACAGCCAACCAAACGUGGAUUCCGUCGUUUGA
This is a messenger RNA of Parastagonospora nodorum SN15, 207 nucleotides long. RefSeq lists its product as hypothetical. Bases 1 to 207 code for a protein of 68 amino acids. The record is from RefSeq and is a predicted model, not a curated record. The transcript has 2 exons. NCBI's taxonomy places the organism in Eukaryota, Fungi, Ascomycota, Dothideomycetes, Pleosporales, Phaeosphaeriaceae.